GUUCUGUAUCAUCUUUUAGCCUACUUCCCAUAGAAGCAGAUCAAACAAACUCUUCUUUAUGACAUAACACCUGUAAAUAUACAGAAUGUUUCCCAAUAAGCCGGUGUGCGCCUAAAACCACAUUCACCAAUAUUAUAAAGCGAGCAUUGCCAAAGCAUGAUCCCCGUUCUGUCCAGCACCGAUCUUAUAAAGCUUCUUAAACAUGGCAUGUCUCCAGUUAUUCGGUUAGUUACUAUUAUUCUUCUUGCUUGUGCGAUACCUGUGAAUAUAAAUAUUUGACAGUUUUCACGAAGAGGGUUACGUGGUGAACAACAUUGGAAAAUGAAGAAGAAAAUCGUGAAAACUCUCAUCUACACCGCUCAACGAAGAUCAUAUGCCACCGAUAGAAAUUAUUCUACAGCAUUGGGGCUGGAGAUUUUUGAAGACGAGUUGGAAGUAAUGCCAAAAACGACCAAGACAGAAGAGAAGGAAUUCGUAAGGCCUUAUGAUGAAGUGCCAGGUCCGCGACAAUUACCUCUCAUUGGUAAUGCUUGGAGAUUUGCCCCCUUCAUAGGACAAUACAAAAUCCACGAACUGGACAAAGUGAUGUGGUCGCUUAGGAGAGAAUACGGCAAUAUAGUGAAAGUUGGUGGUCUAGUUGGUCAUCCCGAUCUUCUUUUCGUUUUCAACGGAGACGACAUAAGAAAAGUGUUCAAGCAAGAAGAAACCUUACCUCAUAGACCUUCGAUGCCAUCGUUGCAUUAUUACAAACAGAAACUUAGGAAGGACUUUUUCGAUGGCAAUGCAGGGGUGAUUGGAGUACACGGUGAAGAGUGGGAUGAAUUCAGAAAAAAAGUACAGAAAUUUUUGUUGCCACCUUCUGCUGCGAAAGUUUAUGUUGGCCCAUUGGAUGAUAUUGCGCGUGAUUUUCUCUCAAGAAUGGAAGAAUCUUUGGAUAAUAAUCUUGAACUUCCUCCACAUUUCUUAUCAGAAAUAUACAAAUGGGCCUUAGAAUCCGUAGUCCGAGUAUCACUAGAUACAAGACUGGGUUGCUUGGAGCCAAAUCUUCCCAAAGAUUCAGAACAACAAAAAAUAAUAGACUCUAUCAACACAUUCUUCUGGAAUGUGGCAGAAGUCGAGCUCAAAAUGCCUGUAUGGAGGAUAUUCCACAACAAUGCUUUCAAAAAAUAUAUUGGUGCUUUGGAAGACUUCCGAAUACUGUGCUCGAAAUAUAUUCAAAAAACUAUGGACAACAUGGCUCUCAAAGACUUCCGGAACAUGAAAGAAGAGAACAUAUCGAUUGUGGAAAAAAUUCUUCUACAUACAGGAAAUCCCAAAUUGGCAACGGUUCUCGCAAUAGAUUUGCUCUUAGUUGGAGUUGACACUACCUCCAUAGCUGUGGCUUCCACAAUUUAUCAACUCUCACAGAAUCCCGACAAACAGGAAAAAUUAUAUCAAGAACUGAAGACUGUUCUGCCAGAUGUAGACAGUAAUUUCACUGUUGAAACUCAAGAAAAAAUACCGUACCUGAAAGCCUGCAUCAAAGAAACUUUGAGAAUGUAUCCAGUUAUUAUUGGAAAUGGUAGAAGUCUCCAGUCAGACACCAAGAUCGGUGGAUAUCACAUUCCGAAAGGGACUCACGUCAUUUUUCCACAUUUAGUAGUUAGUAACUCCGAGGAAUACUUCUCGGAACCUGAACGUUUCGAGCCAGAGAGGUGGUUGAAAAAUAAAGAAGAAUCAACGAGAUGUCCCCACAAACCUGAUAAAAUACAUCCGUUCGUUACACUGCCCUUCGGCUAUGGAAGAAGGUCCUGUCUAGGAAGGAGAUUCGCUGAAACUGAGUUACAAAUUUUAUUGUCAAAGAUAUUCCGAAAGUAUAAAGUUUCUUACAACUACGGAGCAUUGACUUAUAAAAUCACGCCCACAUACGUACCAGAGCAGCCAUUGAAAUUCAAACUGACUGAACGUUCAUCUUAAUUUGGAUGGAUUAUUGUGCUUCGUUUAAAAUAUAAAAUAAACUAUGAAGGGGAUCUCUACCCACCAUAGUAUUAACAUAAUGAUUUUUGUUUGUUUGUUGUUUAUUAUAUAAGUAUUAGGUGUAAAUUUAAAAGUAGGUAAAUGUUCGAAUAAAUAUUGACUGAAUAUUUAAGAAUCAAUAAAGUUGUUGUUAGACCAA
This is a messenger RNA of Coccinella septempunctata (seven-spotted ladybird), 2155 nucleotides long. It is a transcript of the gene Cyp49a1, whose product is annotated as probable cytochrome P450 49a1. Gene Ontology annotation, molecular function: oxidoreductase activity, acting on paired donors, with incorporation or reduction of molecular oxygen; heme binding; monooxygenase activity. The coding region runs from base 322 to 1956 and encodes 544 amino acids. The transcript is spliced from 11 exons. NCBI's taxonomy places the organism in Eukaryota, Metazoa, Arthropoda, Insecta, Coleoptera, Coccinellidae. The record is from RefSeq and is a predicted model, not a curated record.